Messenger RNA from Scophthalmus maximus (turbot), 7046 nucleotides. Its product is annotated as vitamin D3 receptor B. Gene Ontology annotation, molecular function: zinc ion binding; nuclear receptor activity; vitamin D response element binding. Gene Ontology annotation, biological process: cell differentiation; positive regulation of transcription by RNA polymerase II; negative regulation of transcription by RNA polymerase II. The record is from RefSeq and is a predicted model, not a curated record. The coding region runs from base 633 to 1907 and encodes 424 amino acids. Gene Ontology annotation, cellular component: nucleus. The transcript has 10 exons. Lineage: Eukaryota; Metazoa; Chordata; Actinopteri; Pleuronectiformes; Scophthalmidae.
UGAUUGGCUAGCAGAGGGGCUGGGGGGGAAAUCCCUUUUUCCCGUAGAGGUCUUCAGAAGGGGGCGGUGCAUAACAAAGAAAAGUAAUGGCCAUCUGUAUUUGGGUCCUGGAGAAGGAGGGAUAUUUGUCGUCGGAGUACGGUAGGCGAGAUUGACUUUUCUCCACGCUAACGUGCGCGCUCGCCCGCCGCCGACAGGCGACUGCGUCUCAACCACCGUGUCCGUGAAGCAGGGCUGAACUUGGGGCCGCGUUUUAGGGUUCAAGCCGCCGAGCAGCCGCGCUAACGUUAGCUGCGACCAGCGCUGGCGCGGGGAGCCAGCGGUCCGAAAAGGGCGUACGACUCUGACGCUCCUCCGCCCGAGUCUCCUCACAUUUCUGGAGUUGUCGCCGCUGCGCCGGCCCCUCUUCCCCCGUCGGAAGCUGAGCUGCCGAAGCUGGUCGAGGCAACAUGGAGGGGACGCACUUCGCCAGAGAGUGAACACGUCGGCGAGAGCCGCCGCCGAGGAGGAUUAAACGCGACUCGGUCUUGAUGGGGGGGAAAAGUUGAGCCUGAGGAUUAACAACUUGAAGAUAAUCUGAAGAACGGUUUCACGUCUCACCGACUGUACAAGGGCACGCGAGGAGCUCAGUGAUGGAGCCCACAGUUGUGAGUACAUCCUCCCUGGCCCCUGACGAGUUUGAUAGGAACAUGCCGCGGAUCUGCGGCGUGUGUGGUGACAAAGCCACCGGCUUCCACUUCAAUGCCAUGACGUGUGAGGGCUGCAAGGGUUUUUUCAGGCGCAGUAUGAAGCGUAAGGCCAGCUUCACCUGUCCCUUUAAUGGCAGUUGCACCAUCACCAAGGACAACAGGCGCCACUGCCAGGCAUGCCGGCUCAAACGCUGUGUGGACAUUGGCAUGAUGAAAGAGUUCAUUCUGACAGACGAGGAAGUGCAGAGGAAGAAGGACCUUAUUCAGCGGAGGAAGGACGAGGAGGCCCAGCGCGAAGCGGAUCGGGAGGCCCGCCGGCCCCGGCUCACCGAGGAGCAAAGUCAGGUCAUCAGCACGCUGGUGGAGGCCCACCACAAAACAUAUGACGACUCCUACUCUGACUUCUGCCGCUUCAGGCCUCCUGUGCGUGAGGGUCCAGUGACUCGCAGCGCCAGCAGAGCCGCCUCUCUCCACUCUCUCUCUGAUGCCUCUUCUGACUCCUUCAGUCACUCUCCUGAGUCGGUAGACACUAAAGUGAACUUCAACAGCCUGCUCAUGAUGUACCAGGAGCAGGGCAGCAGCCCAGACUCCAGUGAGGAGGGCUCCAGCUUCUCCAUGCUGCCUCACCUGGCCGACCUGGUCUCCUACAGCAUCCAGAAGGUCAUAGGAUUUGCCAAGAUGAUCCCUGGGUUCAGAGAGUUGACUGCAGAGGACCAGAUUGCCCUGCUCAAGUCCAGCGCCAUCGAGGUGAUCAUGCUGCGAUCAAAUCAGAGCUUCAACCUGGAGGACAUGUCAUGGAGCUGCGGUGGACCUGACUUUAAAUACCAGAUCAGUGAUGUCACCAAAGCGGGCCACACUCUGGAGCUGCUCGAGCCACUGGUGAAGUUCCAGGUGGGCCUGAAGAAGCUCAACCUGCAGGAGGAGGAACAUGUGCUGCUGAUGGCCAUCUGUCUGCUUUCUCCAGACCGUCCAGGUGUGCAGGAUCAUGCACGGAUUGAAGCCCUCCAAGACCGCCUAUCCGAGACCCUGCAGGCCUACAUCCAGCUUCACCACCCAGGGGGGCGGCUGCUCUACGCCAAGAUGAUCCAGAAGCUGGCAGACCUGCGCAGCCUCAACGAGGAGCACUCCAAACAGUACCGCUCACUGUCCUUCCAGCCGGAGCACAGCAUGCAGCUCACCCCGCUGGUGUUGGAAGUGUUCGGCAGCGAAGUCUCCUAGAGGCCGACGCACUGAACCUCAGAGGGGCAGCCGGAGACGAGACCCCCUGGUGGUGAAAACGGAGGGAGCUGAGAAUGUGCUGGAUGGACUGAAUAGAGGUGUGUGUGUGUGUGUGUGUGUGUGUGUGUGUGUGUGUGUGUGUGUGUGUGUGUGUGUGUGUGUGUGUGUGUGUGUGUGUGUGUGUGUGUGUGUGUGUGUGUGUGUGUGUGUGUGUGUGUGUGUGUGUGUGUGUGUGUGUGUGUGUGUGUGUGUGUGUGUGUGUGUGUGUGUAAAGGCCGAGGUUGUAUGGCAAGCGAGCAGGUGUGAAGAGACACAGUAAACAAGGGACCUUCAUAUAAUACAAACUACACAUACAACUUCUGCCUAUAUACAGUAUUUUUGUCUGUAUUUAAAUCAACAAACAGCUGCUUCAAAUGCCAGGACAUUUUGUGUGCGCAUGUCGUGCACGCACACGCCAACAAAACGGACAUACUCAGUUAUUCAUUUAGCCAUUCAGUUGAGCUACCUCUUGGUUUUACUGGGGUUGUUUUAUAUUUACAUCACCUAUGUGAAACAGUAACUUUUACACAGAGCAACUUAGAGACAGUACGGAUGACAUUUCCGUUUAUCAGUGCAAAAGCAGUGCCUGCACAUUACUUUGACAUUUUUGGAUGUUUCAAAAGAAAAUUCUGUAUUUUUUGUUUUUAUUUCAUUUUCUUCUCUCAAAGGCAGCAUUUAUACACGACUUUGUGAACAAUUCAAACUCAUGCCUUUCACCUCUCACCAAAGGUAUGGUCAACUACUUUCUCAAAAAAGCUUCCAGUACCUAAAGGAAAAAGGAAAUAGGAAAGAAAAAAAACUUGCUGCUCCAUGGGUCGUUUUGUGUGCGCAGCCUCUCGACAUGCUAGCAAGUCGUCUGACUAGUCUCACAGCCUCUGAAGGAAAAUGUCAAUAUACAGGAUUAUACUGCAGAGUAGAGAGCUUAGUCUGUAAUCUAGUCAGGUUUUGAUAGGAAUUUUGGGGUGCUCGGUUUUGAGGUGAGAAUUAGCCACUAAAUGUAUUAGUUAUUUUUUACACUGCUAACUGUCAAUCAAACUUAGCCUGCAUUAUGGCUCGUUUCCCUCUUUUUGAAAAUGAUUUUCAUUAUUGUUUUCUCUUGUCAAAAUGUUCAGUUCCUUGUAAAUAGUUAAUCGCUGCCACAUGUAUCCUAAGCACUGUUAUACCACCUUUUACUCAAGCCUAUGUAUUGAUAUGAUAUACAGUAUAUUAUCACAGAUUUUAAAGGGCUAAAACGCCAAAUCUAACUGGAAUAGUAAGUCGAGGCCAAAGCAAAGGGGCUCGCCUAAUACAGUAUAUAGCUGCGUACCUUACUUUGGAAUUUGGCAUAGAUGCAGAUGUAAUUGCAGUGGUUUGCUUUUGUGUUUUAUACGUUACUUCACCUUUAAAAAACAAUUCCAUGAAUUGUUCCUCCUCAGAGCUCGGGUGGGCGGAGAGCUUGGGAAGCUGCUUCAGACCUCCACAGAUAUCACACCCCUUUCAUUUCUGACUGGGAAGUGGAUUUUCUAGAAUGUCUGAGGGUCUGGUUGUGGUGGUGGCGGCCGCAGCUGCACCUACACACCCGGGCCCUCCUGUUUGAUGAUGUAUGCUGCGCAGCCCUCUAGUGGCUGCAUUGUGUAAAUACCAAGUAUAUAUAUAUACAUAUAAAUAUAUAUAUACUGUACGUAACAUGUCCGUCGCUGUACAUAGGGCUACAUAGAUAUUUCUCAAGGCUAAUUGUUUUCAAAAAAAAUAUAUGCAAAUACAAUAUUGACCCUUUUUUUGAAUUCAUUACUCUGAUGUUUUAAGACGUUAUGCUCUUUGUUUUCACUUUGAUUACGCUGUUUGUUAAAGAAUGAGUCGGGAGUGGCUUCAAGGGGGAUUGCUUGUGUAUCUUGUGUCUCAGUCAGAAUAUUAUUUGUGUAGUGGUGGGUUGAUGUAUUUGACUAAUUUUCAAGGGUCAUUUUCCGAAUGAGAGGACACGCUGAACAUGCUGAGCUGCUCUCCUAUAUAAGCCAUACAGAUCACCAAGCUAGCUAUACAUCGGAUGCAUUACAGUACACCAACGUGGUGAAUCCAGAGCCUUGGAUAUUCUCAUCGGAUAAUCUACUAAACUCAAGCUAUUUAUCUAACGGCUCCUGGAACAUAAGCUUAUGUUGGACAUGAACUCGUAUGCCUUCUCUCUGCUGUCAGUCAUCUUUGGCUUAUGCUUCAUCAGACAGCAUCUAAUGGCUUAUAAAACUAAACCGCCAAAAGAAUCUCAGUUCUUUCGGGUUUAGAGGCCCGUCGUGUUUGGCUUCCUGCACGUGGGUUUUAUGGUAAAGUUAUAUGAGACGAUGUGUCUUUUUACAUGGAGACAAGUCCCCAAAGAGGUGUCAAGUCUAAUCCCCGCCAAGUGCUGGUGGUUUUACAAGAAGCAACUUGGCACAGAGGGAAAUAAUUUGCAGCAGUGACACAAAUCUUAAAGUCUUCUGUUAGCUAUGUGACAGAAGACGUCUGUCGAAGCGGUUCCUGUGAUUGGCCAUGCGGGCCUCCUUUGUCAGAACUAGAGCUUCCUUCAUCUCGGCAGACCAGGGUUACUCUGUGAUCUUUGAGGAAGAUGGUGUGUGUGUGUGUUUGUGUGUGUGUGUUUGUGUGUGUUUGUGUGUGUGUGUUUGUGUGUGUGUGUGUGUGUGUGUGCGCGCGUGUGUGUGCGUGUGUGUGAGAGAGAGAGAGAGAGAGAGCAAGCGCUCAUUCCUCUGUUGUCGAGCUCAACGUGACAUGCUCUCACAACCGACUAGUGAGAGGUUGCGACAGUUGUUGCGGUAAUCUUUUCAGUCGGGAUGGGUUGUUGUUUUUUUUGAGUCCAUUCUCCGUCACUGUGGCUUUAUUCCAAUGUUCACUACGAGUCACUGUGACACUGCAAGCUGACAGUCGUGGGGUUGGACGCCGCAUAGCAGAAAGUUUAAUGGCUGUUUCUACCGGAACUUCCCAGUUUGGGAUGAGUAAAGUACAUAUAAAUAUCUAUCUAUCUAUAUUGAUGAUGAAAUUAUAAUAAGUUUGGGUUUUCUUCCUGAAAAUCAUUGGGAUGUCAUUGUGUUCCACAAUGUCCCUGCUGCGAUUGAACUUUAAGGUGUCGAGUGUUUUGAGGCAGUACCACUCAUAUAUAUAUAGGAUGUUCGGAUUUUAGUAUGAUGAGAAGUAUGAUGUGCUUGGUUACUGAACACGGACUUUUGAAGAUUUGAAAGGUCUCCAUGUUGAUUUCUCUCUCUGAAUACAUACUUCUCCUGUAUGUAGACAUUGGUUUGAUUUUAUCUUAUAUAUUUUUUCCUUUUUGAGAUAGUGAUGCAGUGUUGAUUCGUGUAUGUUUAAUACAUUAUAGUGGGACUUUUGGUGAAUAUGCAAGUGCCACGCAGAGAGUUCCCGCCACCACAACAACAAUAGGAUAAAAGAGGAAUUGUUCUUGUGGGGGGAGGGGGCGGGGGUUGAAAACCAAACAGGAUAUAAUCUGAAGGAUGCAUCAUAGUGACACCGAUUGGGAAAAGUUGAUUUUGGUCGGGUUGUGACAUCAGGGGUGUCCCUUGUUUCCCUUUUAUGACUGAAUACGUAAAUAAAUGUUGUUUUGGGGACUUUUGCCUCAUUCAAUUCGCCACAAAAUAUGAAGAAAAAAACACGUACAUUCCGACAGUUUCCUGUUUGGUUGUACCCUGGUAGGCUGCUCGGACUCCAUAAACUUUUAACUCUGCUCCGUGGUAAUUAAAAUAUUGGAACUUGAAAACCAUACGAGUCGACAUCACAAAUUAGGUCCACUCUUUGUUGAGAUUGUCCGCAAAGUUGGCAACAUAACACAGUAACAAUGGCUGCAAUAUACAACUCAUGGUACACUAUCACCAGCAAGCUUUACAGUUUAUCAUGCUAUAGUAAGACAUUUUUGAAGUUUUUUGUACAACUGUUGCCAUUACAAAUCCUGUCUGCAGAACAUGUACGAUAUCAUUCAUAGAAAUCGGUUGACCACCUCCCAUGCAAAGGCUUUCAAGUCCUUAUUUUUACUAUCAUUAUUAUUAUUAUUAUUAUUAUUAUUUUGUUCCUCCCAUUAGGACAGGGAUUGUAAUGGAAUCAACUUAAUGUAGUUCUUACAAAAAGGAGUGUCCACAAUGGAUGUACACCAUACUCUACCUAAAAAACCUACCUCUCUUAGCUCAGAUUUUUUUUUUCAGCAUUAAGCAUUUGCCUCUGUUUUUACUUUUUUAAUAUUUGUAUUCAUGUUGGUAUUUAUUGCUGUCUAAUGAGUCAUACUUCAAUGAUUACCUCAGAGAUAUCUCACAUAUUUGGGAGAGUCCAGCUAAUGAAGUCAUUCUGUUUUUGUCUUUUUGUUUUUUUGUUAUUUUUUUUCUUCUCAGACUUAACAUUGCCUUUUUUUUUACGCACAAUAUACCAGGAGUGUUUUUAAUAUAGUGCCUGCACUCUGACCAACAGGGCUCAGACUGGCUAGGAUGAGGCUGCAUUUACUCCAGAAAAUGACGUCCUUCUCUGCAUUUGUGUCCUUCAGCACUGUCUUUAGGAUAUCUAUGUAGUUUUCAGCAACCGAUGUAAUUAAUCUUGUUGCUGCGUCCCUCUAAACGGCUGCACCGGCUCCAUAAAGUCAUCCUGUCCUGUUUUGCCCUUAAAAGCUGUAAGAUAAAAUAGAUAUCUUUUAUAGGAACAGGGCGACUUUGCAAAGUCAGUGCCGCUGUUUAGAGGGAACAACCUGAAAGACUCUGCGGCAGCAGGAGAAACGAGGGGUGUGUCCACGCUUCACUCGGUACUGUUCGCAUGGUCUUUUCUCUGUAGAACACCAUCCUUGCGCAUCUGUCUCCUAUCAUUUCCUCCUUGCCCUCUCCUUGUCUUCACCUCUCCUUCUGUCCCAAAGUCUGCUCCCACACCUUCAUCAUUCCCUGCCAGUGUUUGGUCAAGCGAGGGGGAAUCGGGAGGGAGGAACUCCUCAGCAUCCAUGCAACGCUGCUUUUAUUCUGAGCAUCGCCAAGUCGUGUGUUAAUGACACUGCAUAACGUGGAAAGUGUCAAAGUGUCGGCCAACAAGUCUCUUUGGGAGGUCCUGUCCUUUGAAACAUACGCAACUUAGUGAUGCUUUUUUGGGGGUGGGUGG